Beauveria bassiana ARSEF 2860 is the source of this 972-nucleotide messenger RNA. RefSeq names its product nmrA-like family protein. NCBI's taxonomy places the organism in Eukaryota, Fungi, Ascomycota, Sordariomycetes, Hypocreales, Cordycipitaceae. The record is from RefSeq and is a predicted model, not a curated record. Bases 1 to 972 code for a protein of 323 amino acids. The transcript is spliced from 4 exons.
AUGUCUUACAAUCGUAUUGCCGUCUACGGCCAUCGCGGCCGCUUCAGUUCCAAGAUUCUCUCCGCGCUCAUCGCUUCCGGUGCACCAAUCACGGUUCUCCAUCGUCCCGGUUCGGAUGUGUCCAGUUUGCCAUCACAUGUUCCAAAAAUUGAAGUGAAUGUCCUCGACGAAGAUGCUUUGGUCGCGGCGUUGCAGGACAUUGACAUUGUACUGUCUCUGGUUGGAGACGAAGGCAUCGACCGCGAGCUAGGCCUUGUCCGAGCUAUUCCUCGGACUGGGGUCAAGUUGUUUGUGCCCUCUGACUUGGGUCUUCAAUACGACCAAGAAGCAUUGGCAAUUCCCAUCCUUCAGAAGAAAGCAAAUGUGCUAGAGGCCGCCAGGCAAGCGAAUAUCCCAUUCACGGUAAUUCUCAUUGCAAAUUUUGCAGAAUUCACUCUCGGUUCCAUCGUAAUGGGAGUAGACGUCGAGGGAAAUCGGCUGCUUUAUACGGGCAAUGCGGCCACAGAAAAAGCGAGCAUGUGCGAAUACACGGCUCACCUCACACACAAUGCGAGCAGCACCGUCAACUAUGUUGCCGCUGCCUACGUCUCAAUCUUUACUACAAACCCCGUCUCCGAAAUCAGCAACCGGGCCAUUGGUCUUGUCGAGCUCGCUCCCACAGGCCAGGAGAUUGCUGCAGCGCUCGAAAAGAGGCACGGCCGGAAGCCCGACAUCUUCACACAGAGCACCGAGCAGGUCACGGCAGAAUUUCUGGCUCGCCUCGAUUCCGACCUUUCCGCCCUCGCUCCGGCGUGGUACUGGCGCAAGCUUUGGGGUACGGGCGAUCUGACGAGACUGCUUGGCUCCGAUAUUUGGCAUGUUCCUAAUGUCCGCAAGGCUACCUUGGACGACCUCAUUGUCAAAGGAGAGGUGGGCACUUACCGGGAUCUGAGUCAGGUUCUGCCAAUUCUUGAAGAAGCCAUGUUUAAGUAA